AAUAUAACUCUUCCAAAUUCGAACGAAAAUAUUAUAUAACUUUUUCGUUUCUGUCACUGAUUUAAAUAAUUGAAAUUAAAAUAACUAUCACGUGACUAUUAAAAAGCAAGAUGGGUUCGUCGGACUGUUUGGAGAAAGGGAAAGAGACGACGGAGAGCGAAGAGGAUUGGAGAGUGAGUUGCAGCGACGAAGAGAAGGAAAGUUGUCGAAUAUGGGAACCGAAACCGGAAGAGAUAUUGGAUUUGUACAUGAAAUUAGAGAAGAGAGGAAUCUUGGAUCUGGAGUGGCAAUGCCCGGGUAGAAGAUCUCCCAGUGUCCAUUCCAGCGAAUCGGAAUGCGUCGACAGGAAACAAAUGGACGACGAAGAUCUCAAGCUCAAGAGGUGUGAGCCUAACGAAUUUGACUUUGACGACGAAAUGUCCGACGGAUCCACUCAAAAAAUAACGCCGAUCAGGAGAACGCCAGUCGGCGGUAGCAGCAGUGCUCAAAAGCGGGUGGCAAGACUGGACAAAGUCAUGCUGGACAUAAGACGAUAUCGUCACCUGGACGAAAUGGAUAAGAAAAUCCAAAAGCCAGGCGACAGGCAAAAGACCGUCUCGAACAUUCCCCAGUCGACGGCCGGAAAUUAGAACGCGGAGCGACUUACGUUAUGUAACAUGUAGAGAUACAUAACUGCAUUUUUAUUCAUUUUUCAUCUUCAUACUUUUUUAAAUAUCAAUAAUUUUUACAUUUCAUUUUUAUUGAUUUAAAA
Molecule: messenger RNA, 751 nt
Organism: Centruroides sculpturatus (bark scorpion)
Lineage: Eukaryota; Metazoa; Arthropoda; Arachnida; Scorpiones; Buthidae
Gene: Pa1
Product: PAXIP1-associated glutamate-rich protein 1-like
Exons: 3
Coding region: 111-629 (172 amino acids)
Source: RefSeq, a predicted model, not a curated record